Molecule: messenger RNA, 3356 nt
Organism: Haplochromis burtoni (Burton's mouthbrooder)
Lineage: Eukaryota; Metazoa; Chordata; Actinopteri; Cichliformes; Cichlidae
Gene: ephx1
Product: epoxide hydrolase 1, microsomal (xenobiotic)
Exons: 9
Coding region: 396-1766 (456 amino acids)
Biological process (GO): epoxide metabolic process
Molecular function (GO): epoxide hydrolase activity
Source: RefSeq, a predicted model, not a curated record
UUUCAGUUGACUAUCAUAACCCCGGAUUCCAUUUCCCCCUGCUUUUUAUUUCCCAACCAAUUUAAAAACAUUUUCCCCAUAAAAUACUACAACUCCCAUGAUCCUUUCUUGAUAUCCCCACAUGCAUUUGGUUUCUAGGACAAAAGUCAGUUCUUGCCUGCUCACGCUUCGUGCUGUUGCUGCGUUCAGCUCUGGUUCAGUUCAGGGACACAAGGGCGGGAAAAAAACGCUGGUUUCGCAGUGGAGCAGAAAAGCGCCGCCAGCAGCGAGCAGCCUUCUGGACCGGACCUUUAAUAGUAAAACUGCGAUGAGCUAUGUUACUUUUCCUGACUGCUGAAUUGUUUUGAUUUUAUGAGCAGAAGAAGAAGCGACCAACAACCUAAAAGACUCUCAUCAUGUUCACAGAGGUCCUACUUGCUCUGGUGAUUGGUGGACUGAUCUACUUCCUGGUUCAGAGGAGUAAGAAUCAGGUCCUAACAACAGAGGAUGGCUGGUGGGGUUCUGGAGCACCCCGUGAUGCUGGGGAGGACGACACUAUCCGCUCCUUCAGGGUAACCACCAGCGAUCAAGAGCUGGAGGACCUCUACAGGAGGAUUGAUCUGACUCGUCCUUUUCCCUCACUGGAGGACAGCCAGUUUAAUUAUGGCUUCAACUCGCAGUACCUGCAGAAGGUGGUGUCUUACUGGAGAAAUGAGUUUGACUGGAGGAAGCAGGUCGACAAGCUCAACCAGUACCCUCACUUCAAAACCAAGAUUGAGGGCAUUGAUAUCCAUUAUCUGCAUGUGAAACCCAAAAAGGUGCUAGAAGGGACGAGUGCUGUUCCACUGAUUAUGGUCCAUGGCUGGCCUGGCUCCUUCUAUGAGUUCUAUGGAUUGAUCCCUCUGCUCACAGACCUGUCAAACCCACACAACCUCGUGUUUGAGGUGGUGUGUCCCUCCAUUCCAGGGUAUGGCUUCUCUGAAGCACCACAUAAGAAAGGUUUUGAUUCGGUCUGCGCGGCUCGUAUCUUCCACAAACUGAUGAAGCGUCUGGGUUUCCAGCAGUACUACGCUCACGGUGGAGACUGGGGCUGGUUGGUCACCACCAACAUGGCUCAGCUGGAACCCAAAACUGUCAAAGGCUUGCAUUUGAACUUUGCCCCGCCCUCCAAGCCAGGGCUGUCCAUGGCUUUGUCCAUGAUGCUUGGCCGGCACUUCCCUACGCUGUUUGGCUUCACUGACUUUGAUAUUCAGCGAUUAUUUCCCUGCAUGGAGAAACUGGUGGUAGAAUCCAUCAAAGAGACUGGCUACAUGCAUAUCCAGGCCACCAAGCCUGACACUGUGGGUCGAGGGCUGAAUGACUCUCCAGUGGGUCUAGCUGCCUACAUCCUGGAGAAGUUCUCCACAUGGACGAGCCAUGACUUCAGGAACCUGGAUGACGGAGGACUCACACGGAAGUUCUCUCUAGAUGACCUGCUGACAAACGUCAUGAUCUAUUGGACCUCUGGCUGCAUUAUCCCCUCCAUGAGGUUCUACAAGGAAAACUUUGGCCAAGGUCUUGAUGCUCCACAUGCAAAGAUACCAGUCUAUGUCCCCACGGGUUUCGCCUGCUUCCCCAACGAGUUGAUGCACACGCCCAGGCUGUGGGUCAAACAGAAGUACCGUAAACUUGUGACCUUUACUCCCAUGGACCGCGGUGGUCAUUUUGCUGCUAUGGAAGAGCCCCAGCUGAUGGCAGAGGACAUCCAGAAGUUCACAAAGAUUGUGGAAGGGAAGGUGAAAGAGUAGAGGGUGGACUGACAACGGUAUGAAUAGACAUCAGCUGGGACAAAGUUCUGAGCAGUAAGUGGACAUACUUCAUCUAGAAUCAGAGUCUAAGCUUUGUAUUUCUUAUCUGAAGUGGAUUCUGUAAGAUAGGAUAGCUCUCUAAGUGACACUAUGAUAAAGUCAUAUGCAGUGUUAAUGGUGAAAUAAUGAGUGGUGGCUGAAAUUGAAAAUUUGUUGAGAGGUUGGGUUACUAUGAAAAUCACAGCUUGUUUUCAAUCUACUGUUUAGAAUUUAAGGCUACACCUUUCAUUCUUAAACUUGCAGUUUAUGUUUAUGAAAUUUAUGGAAAAGUUGGACGUAGUCUCUGGUGAAAACUAGAGCUUAAACCUGCAUUCUUGCUAAAGGCCAGCAGGGGGUGGCAAAUCUGAUUAAAGAAAUGAUCCUGGUUGUAUAGAAGUCUAUGGAAAAACCGCACAGCUUGUCACUUGAUACAUGCACUCAGUAAAAACUUUACUGAUAGGCUUUUGGUGUCAACUGAAGGUUUCAUGUCUUGUUAAAUAUAAAAUGAUACCAUCUUUGCAUUCUCUUUGAUCUACUUGGAGUAAAGUAGGAAACAAAACAAGGUAAAAUCGCACAGCUGCAAUAAUGAUUGUGCAGAGUCUCUCAGUUUCUCAGUCAGAUUUACCCUGCCCCAUGAUGUCUGGUUUAAAAACAUCAAGAUGGCAAUAGUUGCGAGGUUGAAGUCAAGUUUUAAAAUAGCUACAAAGUAGUGGGUGAUGUGACAGUGGUUGGAUCCAUCUUUUAUGUCUGUGAUGUCUCAGUCGUCCAGGUCAUCGUUGUCUAAGGAGCUUGGAAAGAAAAGCGUCUUUCUGCAACUUCCCACUCCAUGAAUCCAGGGGUCGGUUCACUAGUUUCUAACUUCCUUACAGCAUUUCUCAGCCUCGUAGUUGUUAGAACAGUUUCUAAGCAGCUGCAGAUGGGAGGUUAGGGGGCACAUGAUGGGAUAGUGUUGACAGCAUAAACAAGGUGCCAGGCAUUCCUCUGACUGAUAGCACGAAACCUCUGCACUUAAGCCACAACAAUAAUAACACUUGAUUGCCUUAAAGCUUCAGGUUACGUUUUAAUUUAUUUUUUUUUCAGAGUCAUUUAAAACUAACUUGGAAAUUGAAAACCUUUGAAGUCAGACGUCUGUUGAGACAUUCCACAACUUCUUACGCAGAUGAUCCUUUACUGCCUUGGAGUUACUUGCCAGGGUCUGUAACGUGCAUCAGAUUUACAUCUUGUGUCAGUUAGCUUUUGAUUGGCGGCAGUUUACCCCACCUUGAUGUUGGUGCAAGUUAAUUUAAAAUAUAUAUUUUACUAUCAUGACUAGAAAUUCCUCAUUUGAGGCCUAACAAUAUAGUGACAGUGCUGCAAAACGAGUUAAAUCACAAUCAGAGCUCCUGAUGUCUCUUUAAGAGUUUCCUUGUAUGUCUGCUGUUGCCUUUAAAAGUCAAUAAAGAUGUCAAAUUCAGAACAGUAAGUUGCAAUUUUGUGUAUGUUGCCUUUCCAAAAUCACCAGACUGACCUCUGGCUGCAUUUUAAACCCAAUAAAACUGACGCUGCUUUAAA